AUGCGAAUGAAAGACGAUAUGUUUGUAAUGUUUGCGGACAAGCUUUUGUACAGCAGUGUACUUUGAAGGACCAUGUAAAAGUUCAACAUGGGGUCUAACUAUGUUUUGAAUCUAGAUACAACAUCAGAAGAUGGUUUGGAAGAUACAACAGAAAUAACUCUAAGCAAGAAGAAUUUCACAACAUUCAUUACCAUCAAACCUCCUAGAAAAACGAAAAGAAAAAUAAAGAAAACGAGUAAAAAAGCUACCGAAUUGGAAUUUCAUUUUGAUAAUAUCAAAUCUAUUUUACGUUAUUCCAACGCUACUCCAUUUAGAGGUCGUAUAGGAUCAAAAUACGCUUGUGGGUACUGCACAAAUAAAUAUCCAACACCGGCAGAAUUAAAAGAUCACACUUUGGUCCUUCAUGAGUCGGAUAAACCUGAUUGUUUACGUAUACUAUCUCUUUCAAAAUACAUAGUAUAUCUUGAUAUCACCAAUUUAGAAUGUAGACUUUGUAAUAUAUCUAUAAAUAAAUUUAAAGACCUUUUAUAUCAUUUGAAAAUAGAUCAUGAAGAAAUAAUACAUAUGGAUAUAAAAAAUCAUAUAAUACCGUUUAAUUUUGGUAAUAAUUUGCAAUGUGUGAUUUGCUCAAACACUUUUAUGGUAUUCGAAGAUUUGUUAGAACAUAUAUGUACGCAUUAUAAGAAUUAUUCAUGUGAUUUAUGUGAGGAUAUGUGGUUUGUAAAUAGAAGUCUAUUGUUAGAUCAUAAAAAAGCUGUACAUUUUAUGUGA
Messenger RNA from Papilio machaon (common yellow swallowtail), 771 nucleotides. RefSeq names its product zinc finger protein 423. The coding region runs from base 88 to 771 and encodes 227 amino acids. The record is from RefSeq and is a predicted model, not a curated record. The transcript has 2 exons. NCBI's taxonomy places the organism in Eukaryota, Metazoa, Arthropoda, Insecta, Lepidoptera, Papilionidae.